GACCAAAUGCCUUCACAGAAGACAACUGUGGACGAUAUGAACCAAGAGCCUCAGGCCUCACAGAAGGACCAGGAAGACCGAAUGCCUUCACAGAAGACAACUGUGGACGAUAUGAACCAAGAGCCUCAGGCCUCACAGAAGGACCAGCUGGAUGAAACCUUAACUGAAGAGGACGUGCAAUUUCUAAAUCUGCUGGAAAAUGGUAUUGAACAUAAAGAAAAGAGAGUUAAACUUAAGGAGAAGAAAUCCAAACAUCGCAGGACAGAUGACAAAUGCCUACGCGAAGGAGAAGACGCAGACAUAUUCAGUGAUUCCUCCCGCAGAUCGAGGAGGAAGAAAAAAGUGAAGAACAGGGCGGCCAUAGCGUGUGAUGAGAAUUGUCUUCCUCAGGAGGUGAACAAAGCCAGUGAUUGUCUUCAUUCUUCUGACCCGUUUGAGGCACCUCUCAAAAUCAAGAGAAAAAAGCAGCCGGUGCCCCCGGAAAUCCAGGCCUCUGCCAAUCCUCCAACAAGUAGUGAGCGCCAUAGACCUGCUCCAGAGAACAUCACUGGUGGAAAAAGGAAAAAGAAAAGAAACAAGGAGAUGACCAUUGACCCGACGUGUGAGGCAACAUCAAAGAACGAUGAUGGGAACUCUCAACAGAGAAAAAAACACCCACUGUCCUUGCAUCAAGGCAACAUGGCCAUGUAUACCAGCACUUCUCCAGGUGCCAAUCCCAACACCAAGUAUAUGAAUGGCAUGUCCGAUCACAGCCAAGACCUCUUCAUUACUCAGAAGCAGUUUCUGUCAUCCCGUGGCAGCAGCGAAGACUCCCCACCCCUCGGGCAGGAGCAAGGCCAGGAGUGGAUGAGAAGCCAAAACCCCCUUCACCGGUUUUCCCAGCUCUCCUUCAUCACACGCCACAGUGCCGACCGCUCCGGCGUUGGAAGCAAUCAGCAAGUAGUCUUAAGCGAGAAGGCAACUCAGACUGACGACGGUUUUACUUACUUGGCCUUGAUGAGCUUCAUCAAGAAAGUCAAAGUGCUGGAACCUUGCUCAGCAGAGGCCAUUGAUCUCUCUCUGCCCUCUCGAGUUAGAGCCAAGAUGGAUGUCAGCCCAAGUAAUGAGGUCAUCCUGGUAAAGUCCCAGUCUCCUCCCCUUGGUUCCAGAAGAAGGAAUAUAAAAUUUUGCUUCAGUCCCUUGCAAAACAUUGCGGAAACCAAGUUUGUCCAGACGGUGCUGAAUGCCUCCUACUUCUUCAAAGGGAAAGGAGAUGCUGGGGAGGCCACCCCAAUCACUCCAUUGCUUAAAAUGGAGGAGAAACCCAGGAAAAAGUCAAGGAAAUCGGGCGUUCACACCAAAAAGAACAUACGGAAUUGACAAUGAGAAUGUUUUAUUGUUAUGUGACUAUAUGUUACAUCAAAGGCAUUCAACAUGUUGCAAAAAUUUGCCAAAAAUGUCACCGCGGAGCCUCCAGUGACAGCGGGAUCCGGUUUGUUGUUUAUUCCAGUUAUGAUGAGAUGUCGUUUUUUAUGGACACAUAAUGCUUGCAGCUUUAGGCCAGGCCAUUAAUGUCGCGCCACAAUUUCCAUAAUGGUAGUCAAUGGUGUCACACUGCGACAGUCGCAGAAACAUCCAUCUUCAAUAGGUUUUGUGCGACUGUCGUGUCGCAGUAUGUCGCAGUGCGGCACCAUAGACUACCAUUAUGAAAAUGGUUGCGCGACAUUGGUGCGACUAAAUGUCA
Bufo gargarizans (Asiatic toad) is the source of this 1723-nucleotide messenger RNA. Its product is annotated as G patch domain-containing protein 8-like. The transcript is spliced from 3 exons. Lineage: Eukaryota; Metazoa; Chordata; Amphibia; Anura; Bufonidae. Bases 7 to 1359 code for a protein of 450 amino acids. The record is from RefSeq and is a predicted model, not a curated record.